AAUUAAAAAAGAAAAGAACAAUAAAAACCUGUCUUCUCUUCUUCCGUUCUCAAUCAGUUGGGUUCCCAGACCUUUGUUUUCUUUCUUCUUCAACGUAUCCUCUCUCACUUUACCCAGGCAUCCAUCCAUCCAUCCAUCCAAAUUUGACUUUAGGUUUUAAUUAGUUUAAUUAAUUAACUAAUUAGCAUCAUAGAAAUAGAAUAUAAUUUUAUAUAUAUAUAUAUAUAUAUAUAUAUAUAUAUAUAUAUUCACCCGCUGAUUAUAAUUAUCCCCUCUCUUUAGUGUCUUUCAAUCAGCCAAAUUCCUCUCCUCUCCUCUCCUCCAAAGGUUUGGAAAUUUCCUUAAUUAAUAAACAGUAAAAAUAUGUCUGGGAGAAAUCGAGGACCGCCUCUGCCCAUGAAAGGUGGACCUCACCCUUCACUACCACCGGCUGCCAUACAUGAGGCUCGCUUUGGCAGGGGACUCGGACCAUUGCCCCCUCAUCCAGGUUUAUUAGAGGAUAUGAGAGAUCCCCAGUUUGGGAUGGACCCCAGGCGCCUUCCUCCUCAUCACGUUAUGUUUGAGGAUCGUCUUGCAGUCCAGCACCAAGAUAUUCAAGUUUUAUUAGCUGACAACCAGCGCCUAGCUGCGACCCAUGUUGCAUUAAAGCAGGAAUUGGAAGCUGCACAGCAUGAGUUGCAUAGGAUGGCACAUUUUGGGGAUGCAUUUCAUGCUGAGAAGGAUGUUCAGAUGAGGGAGUUGCAUGAGAAGUCUCUGAGGAUGAAGAUGGAUCUUCGUGGGGUGGAAGCUAUGCGGAAUGAGCUUCAUCAUGUGCGUUCUGAUAUUAAAGAACUUACUGAUGCAAAGCAGGAGCUUACGGGUCGGAUGCAGGCGAUGAGUCAAGAUUUGGCUAGGUAUAAUGUAGAUUUGCAACAAGUGCCAUCUGUGAAGGCUGAAAUUGAGAAUAUGAAGCAGGAACUGCAGCGUGCGCGAGCUGCCAUCGAGUAUGAGAAGAAAGGCUAUGCGGAGAAUUACGAGCAUGGUGUGGUGAUGGAGAAAAAACUGGUUGGCAUGGCUCGGGAGAUGGAGAAGCUUCGGGCAGAGAUUGCUAAUGCAGAGAAGAGAGCUCGUGCUGCCGCUGCUAUAGGAAAUCCAGCUGCAGCUUAUAAUGCAAAUUACGGAAAUCCGGAAACUGGAUACACAGCAAAUCCAUAUCAGGCUGUCUACGGCAUGAAUCCUGUAAGAUCUCGAUGUGUGUUUCCAAAUUUAUAUUUAUGCAUCUGUGCACGCAUACUUGUAGUAUGGAGCUGGACCUGGUUCCUGGGGUGCAUAUGAUAUGCAGCGAGCUCAAGGACCCAGAUAGAUUGGCUUUCAGACCAAGCUAAGAUGUGUUUCAAAUGGUAUCUUAGGCUGCACUUCCUUAGAUACUUGGGUUUGGGUUUGAACUGUUUUCUCAGUAUGCUUAUUUUAAGAGUCGUGCUCAUCUGUUUCACUUGAUGAAGUUGUACCUGCUAAUAAUGACAGUUCAUAUUAUUUUUGGGGUGCAGUGCACUACAUUGAUUUGUCAUCUUCUACUGCAAAUGUUUGCAUAAACUCCUAUUCUUUUAAUGCAUUUUGGUGUGUGUGUUUAGUCCAUGCUUGGAUUCAUGAAUUCCAAUUCAUGUACUGUAAAGGGUCAGAUAUGCAUGCUUCACAGCUGUAUAUUGGUUAUUAUGCUUCUCAGUUGUGAGGCAUUUGGUUGUGAAGUCAUCCAAAUUGCUGAGUAUCCUAUUUUUGAGACAAGUACCAUAUUCAGGUGCCACUAAACUUUAGGACACCGUGUGUUGGAUGAGCAACUGGGUUAUGUUAAAUAUUUUGCUCUGUGAUCACCUGAACUUCUGGAGUUUACUCUGAGGCACUUUCUGAUAAUUGUUAUUGUGAAGUUUAGCCUUCUUCUAGCUCCACUUUCUUGCAGACCUUAGUUGGUUUACUUCAGAUCUUAGCUCAAAAGCUUCUGCUUAGUAUUUUUUUUUGUUCCAGAUAUUAAUUUCUUUCCAAAAUAUAGAAAGAAGCUUUGAUCUCUGGAAUCUGUUAACUUUGAUCUCUGGAAUCUGAUGGUAGUUUUAGCAACUAAAAUGGUAGAAUUUGGAUAAAGUUGCUAUUUGGUGAGCAUCUUCAAGGUUCAAAUGAACUUAACUGGGGAUGUUUGAUCUGCCAUUGAGUUGUCGAUGAGCCAUCAAUAAUUAUCUGUUAUAACUUCCAGUAAGUUUACAGCUAGUUUGUUAGGAUGCAUCCUUGACCAUUAGGAUGGUGUUGCUGUUUUGAGAGCAUCUUCAAUGUACAGUAUAAGUAAACCUGGGGACCUCUGACCUGCCAUUGAGCAGGUGAUGAAACCAUCUAUCCUUUGAUUGGUUACUAUUUUUAUUAAAUUUACAGCUUGUUCUUUAGGAUGCCAUUUUUCCACCACCCUCUUUUCUCCUUUUCUUCUGUCUCUGGAGAAAAGGACAAGUGUUAAGCUAAAGCAAUUGACCUGGGAUACACCUACAUUUCAAGCAGUUCUUGUCUUGAAACCUAAUCUUCUUUCGUAUUGACCAAGGGAAUUACUCUAGAGAUGUGUGAUCAAAUUCAAAUCAUUACCACUUUUGAGAUCUUUGCUUGGUUCUUCAGUUAGCUACCUUGUUGCAGUCUAGUUUUAUACUUCCAUGUUUCAGUCUAGUGUUUAUACUUUAUACUUCUAAGUCCAUUUGACAACUGCACUGUGGCAUUGCUCUGCAAAUUUUCUUCUUAUUACACUUCAAAUCUUGACUAAUCUCUAACUGGUAUGAGAUUCUUACUAUUCAGAGUAAGAUGCUCUCGUAGUUGUUUUGAUGCCAGACUGUCUUGAAGAAUCCUUCUAUUAUACUUUAUGUUCUGAUUGGGAACUGUAUAUGAAAGUUCAGGAUUUAAGGUUCGGAAUGAUAGAAGUAUGAUCUUAGGGCUAGUCUGGUUAGGUUUGAAUUGGUUGAGGCUUUAAAGGAACACAGGGGCUGUAUUUGGAACUUGAUAAUCGGGUUGCAGGAAUUGCUAGACAAAUGAAUUUAGGUUUAAAAGGGGUUCCUCAUAUUGAUGGUUGAUAGUUACAAAAUAAUCAGGUUUUAGGCUUCAAAAAGGUGUAAAAUUCAGGGUUUAGUCAGUAGCAAGACAAGCCUAAAUCAAGCUUAAAAUGGUAAUCAAUUCCAAAAUUUCAUGCACAUAUUUCUUAAAUAUUAUUAACCAAGUCCAAAAGUGAAUUGACUUAUGUAAUAUUCUAACAUCCUAGAGCUGACCUAGUUUUACAUAUAAUUUGUUUAUAGCUGUUACUUGCACUAACCUUUUAGGUAAUUUAGCUUUUGUGUACAUAUAUACUAUCUUCAUUUCUUCACCUUCUGCGACCAGGACCAUGCAGUCAAGCAAACCUAUAGCAGUUUGGCAUAGUUCUUAGGUGGCUUGUUUUACUCCUUUCCUUUAUGAUGGCAUUGUAUUUAUUUCCUCUGGGAUCUUGGAGCACUGAUGUCAGGCUAGUUAUUUGGAUUUAGUCAAAGUUUGUUGCUUCUAUGAGGGAGAGCUCAAUGUUCCCCUCCCCCUUUCAGAAAGGGAAAAAAGAAACACGAAAACAAACUUCCUAUUACAGAAUUGCAUUGUUUGCCAAGGUAGAAGAUAUAUCUCCCCUCACCAUUAGAUGAUUUGUCAUUCCUGCAACAGUGAAUUUCCCAUUAUGACUAAGGUGAGAAAUAAGCUUUGAAAAUGGAACUGAACUUUUAAGUUGGAAGCUCUCAGUUCCUGAAUGGGAGGCCUUCUCUACUAGUCUAUCAUGUGGAGUUGGCUAUGUGGAGACACAUCAUUCAUUUUCCCCUUUGAAAUGGAUUCUAUGAAUUCAUCUCGUUUAAAAUAUCAGUGGCCGAGUGUUCGUUAGACUCUUAUUCGUUGGCCAAGGUAUGCUGGUCAUUCUGCAAGACAUGUUCCACUGUGAAGCUACAAGAUGAGGUUUAUGGUCAAGUAAGUGAUAUAAAUUUCUGUGAGUAUGCUGUCUUUUAUUUGUAUCUCCUUUCCCUCGUUUUUUUCCCAGUCAAAAUGUUUUUAAUUUCUUUCCCUGUAAGUACACUAGUAGCUUGGUGCCAAUCUCUUGGUUGUAGCAUAUGAUAGGGAGCCUUUUGUAAUCAAUGGUUGAGGCAUUUCAAAGUCAAGAAAAUAGACUGCUUGAGCUGUCUUCUGGUAGCCAUGUUUGAAGCCAUAUGGAUAUUGCUAGCUGUCUCGUGUUCUAUUCCUAUUAUAUAUUGUAUUUCGUUGAUUGGGAAGCUGUUGGUUUGCUUCUUUUUUUUGUUCAUAAUUUUGUUUUUAAGAAUUUUUUUUUUUUACUUUUUUGCAUGCAAGUUUUAGGGGCACUUCCUGAUCGUGAUAGUGCAGGAGGAUGAUAAAUAAUAGGAGAAACAAUUAAAUGAAGGGAUUUGCAUUGAUGGUUUGAUGUUAACUUAAUUUAUACAGGCAAUAAUGUAAGAGUGAUGAACUCUCUAGGAAGCAGCAUCUUGACUGAGUUUUACUGCUGGAAGGAUAAAACUAGAAAAUGUGUUGUGAUGUCGAAUUCAUCUAUAAUGAGUAUGUAUCCUGACAGAUGUGAAUAUGUUGGCAGCAUCAUCAGUCAUUGUCUUGUUGGUAUUAGUGCUUCUUUGUUGAUUUUGGAUAGGUGUUAUAAGCAUAUGUGAGAGCAUAUGUUUUGGAGAUUUGUCCUUCUUUUCACUCACUACGUGGUUCACAUUUGUCUUGACUUGAUAAAAUCUGAAACUGGUCUUUGUUGGCUGAGUUGAGAGGAGUGUCCUUAGUAUGAUUGUAAACAUUGCAAUCUGAAUAGGGAUCAAUCCCUCUUACCUACAUAUAAAAAAAAAAUCUAAACUGGAAGGAUUUUAGUUGGCUAGAUUCAGAUUGAAAAAUCAAGUAGGGUUCUGAGCCUGUAUAGUUUACAACAACCACUUCAGGACGAGUGAUGCACUGCUGUUUUUUUUUUUUUUUUUACAGGCUCAUUUCCUGUCUUGAUUUUCAUUUGUCAAUUCAGUAUAUUGUGUGUUGAAUUUGAAAGUUAUUUUUCCUGUUGACAUUUAGUCUCUAGAAAAGCUAAUAUUUGAUUGAGCAGCAUGUGUUUAGCAAAAUAUUUUACUUUAUUUUGCAGAGAUGUAAAGUAUAAAUGUGUGCUUGUAUUGAUGCUUACCUUUUAAUAUUUUCCACUAUAUUAGUAUUCCUGGCAUUUACUGUAGUUGCAUUGUUUUUUACUAUAUUUUGUAGAUGGUACAUAGGGUCUUAUAAGUUAUAAUGCUCCAUCCAUUUCUAUUAUUUUUGUUAGUGUUAUUUAUAUAUUUUUUUUUCCUUGAGAAUGGUGUUUAGUUGUAUCUCAGGUGGAUGCCUUCUAUCUACCAGUUCAUAUUUACAUGACAGUAUUAUUAUUUAUUUUUUUCAAGCAUUUAGGAUUUGUUCCACCUUUGACAUGUUCUCAUGUCUAUUUGAUGUUUUCUUAUUUUAUUUUUAUUUUUUUAUGUUCAGCAGUGCUGUUACCUUCUCUACGAUAAGUGUGUUUGAUACUUUGAUACUUUUGUGUUUCUUGUUUAGGGCUCAUGACCUUUUAGCCAUCAAAUUGUUGCCUUCACCAUGGUGGAUCAUGGGGUUCUGCUGUCUGAGAGGCACAGAUAACAAUAUGCAACCAAAGUCAUAUUUGGCACUCUAAUUGGGAUCAAUCCAAGAUGCUCUUGUACUCGCAACCUCGGUCUGUCGAUUGCGGUGGCAGCCACAUCUGUGGUUGCAAUAAGUUUUUGAGGCUUCCAUCAAUUCCUUUAGAGAAGGUUUCUUGGCAAGGAUGUGCAAGGCCUUGUUUGAUUGGCAAAAGUUCAGUUUGCUAUCGAAGAAAGAAUUAAUACAAUGAUUUUCUUCGAUUCUGUCUAUCUUGGAUUCUUCAAGGUCACGCCAUACAUGAUACUGGUAAAAUUUGCAGGAGUCAAGUAGCAGUCAUCUUGAGCAUUUUCAUGUAUAAUCAUAAAACACGUAGGUUUUUUUCAUAUUGUAUUUCUGAAAAAUACAAACAGAUACCACUAAUGGAAGGAAAGAUAUUCGAAAGA
This is a messenger RNA of Populus nigra (black poplar), 6074 nucleotides long. RefSeq names its product protein FLX-like 1. The record is from RefSeq and is a predicted model, not a curated record. Bases 364 to 1314 code for a protein of 316 amino acids. The transcript has 6 exons. Lineage: Eukaryota; Viridiplantae; Streptophyta; Magnoliopsida; Malpighiales; Salicaceae.